Messenger RNA from Suillus paluster, 2246 nucleotides. RefSeq lists its product as uncharacterized. The transcript is spliced from 3 exons. NCBI's taxonomy places the organism in Eukaryota, Fungi, Basidiomycota, Agaricomycetes, Boletales, Suillaceae. The record is from RefSeq and is a predicted model, not a curated record. Bases 224 to 2014 code for a protein of 596 amino acids.
GUCAACUACUUAUGUCUGCAACUUGAACUGUAGUUCAAACACCAGCUUGCAAGUACUAAGUACUGGUCCUAGUUGAUUCUAUUCUUCCAUCAGUGUUGGUUUUCUUGUCGUGGAAGUGCCGAGAUUGACAUCAGCGGAUUUUCAUGCGUGUCAUCUAGGCAUACUUCAAGCCAGAAUAAACUACUUGUCCUUUGCAGCUCUAACGCUGUGAAGCACGCGUUCCAUGCUGCUCCACGAUUCGAGGCACGUUCCAGGUCAAAUACACCCCCCAGGUGCCUCUUCGUCCACGUCAUUACUCUCCUGUAGAGAACGUUCGUCCACCUUACGGCCCGCCAAGAAACCCUAUCCGAAAUUACAUCUUUCGCCCUUUGCCCCGAGCCCACAUGACAAGCGACCUCCUUCGUCAGAUGGGCGAAAAUCGCCAACACGACCUGCUCAUUCGCACGGGCAAGCCAGACCAGCUAGCCCUACGCCCGGUACCCCAGGUCAUUCGACAGGCUUUCGUGCUCAGCUUGCACAUCUCUUGCCUCGUCAUGCUGUAUUUCUCAUGCGGCUUAAGAUCCAUCAACUCAGCAGCGUUCCCCUUGUUCACGGAGAAUUUGAGGUGCGAUGGAAGUUCAAGGGGGUAACUUCUGGCGGAGGUCUAUUGGGCAAGGUGAAGGGUAAGGGCAAGGCUAUGGGAAAUACCACCCCGAACGGAAGUGCCAACUCAGCUAAAGGGAAAGAGAAAGAGAAGCUUAACGAAUGGGAAAUGGACGCAGCCAGCGCCGCUGAUACCUCAGACGCCCAUAGCGUGGCCAACUCCAACUCGACCCACUCACACGAUCCAUCUAUCCCCUCAGUAGUCAUAUCCUCAAACACACCAGUAUCACCCAGCCCAACUCCGCGCAGCGUUUCAACGCCUAAUACCUUCUCAGCAUCGCCGAAUUCUCGUCCACACCUGCAUGUACCGCCACAGCACCUCUCCGCUGACUGGUUACCCCAAACUACCCCACCGGACUCAACGCCGUCUCUGGCUGAAUCUCCUCCGACUGCAUACUCUCCUGCCAAAGGUCAUACUCUGUUUGAACAGUUAAAGGAACACAGCGUGACAUGGGAGCAGACGCUUGAUGUCAUGGUGCAGAUGGGUAUUGGUAGGGAAACCAAUGAGCUUGGCGGUUGCGAGGCAAAAUUUGACGUGAUGCAGCGAGUUGUCCCAGGCGAUCCAGAUGCACCACGAAAUCCACGGCUCGGUGCUGUGAGCUUAAAUCUAGCUCAAUACGUGGGCGCUGGAGUUGUCACUCGCCGUUAUUUGCUCAGGCAGAGCAAGACUAAUGCAACACUCAAGCUUACCGUCCAACUAGAACAUAUUGGGGGCGAAUCGUCAUAUGUUGCCCCACCUCUCCCUAAAGGAGAGAUAUUGAGUGGGGUUGCCGGUUUGCUCGACAAAGACGUCUUUCGAACACGACCACGUACCCUUGAUCUUUACGCUAACUCUAACUCCUCAUCGUCCUCGUUAUCCACUCUUUCGACCACUUCAUCAAGAAAACGCAAGAAGAAAAAGCGGAACCCAUUGGAUGCUAACCAACUCCCAAACACCCGUGGCGUUCGCGGGACGGAGAAGCUGAUCGAAGCAUUGUUUAAUCCAAUGCCGGUCACGCGACCAGGGCUCGUCACCCCCUUUACAUAUCUUGCUGAGCCCGAAGUGCAGGAGCAUGACCACUCUCGAGAAGCCACCACGGAGGAUGGUCAUCUCUACGGCGAAGAUGAGGGGAGACUUGCAGAGGAGUCUCUAUAUGCGAAUUCUGCGGACAUGAACCACGUUCCAGUGUCCCGCCAGGAUUCGGAGAGCGACUAUCAGAGCAUGCACUCAAAGUGGUCUAGCUCAUUACGUGCCCCAUCCGUAAAGAGCACGAGGUCUGUGAAACGAUUAGGUGCCAACGAGCUCGGAGUAAGCACUGCUGUCCCAAAUUCGACCAGCGUCGAGAAGCGGGCGUGGUGGCGGAAGGUGCUCCAUGCGGGAGCUGCAUCGUAGGGGUUCAUUCUACAUUUUUAUUGCUUUUCUUGUUAUUCAAGUUCUUGAUACUGCUUCAGGGAGGACACUUGGGUUUUCACUUAUAUCUAUAGCUAUUGGCACUGCAUCGUACAUCCAUACGACCAUAGCCCUACGGGCACACUCCUAUUACGUCCUUCGUUCAUCUACUACGAUAUAACUCGCAUUGCAUUGGUAUGGUACAUGACUAGAUUAUUCUUGCAAAACAGGGCAC